Effrenium voratum is the source of this 2048-nucleotide messenger RNA. The record is from the annotation of a GenBank genome assembly. Lineage: Eukaryota; Dinophyceae; Suessiales; Symbiodiniaceae.
AGCUACGCUGUAAGCAUCUCCCGGCCCGGCCUCGUGCCCGAAGAUGGGCUUAUCGAGUUCGAGGCCAUGUGAGUGCUCCAGAGGUGUGUCCCGCAUUUUAAACAGAUCUGGUGAAUCAUCCAGUUCAUGCACACUGCGGAUAGUACAGAUCACAGAUGUUUAUGUGCUAGACAACUUCCCCAGCCUGCGCACGCUCAUCAAGGAGAAAACCUUGGAGCUAGAACGCAGAUGUGGUGGGCAGACUAUCAGCAUGCUGACGGGGGAUUUCUUGGCCCCGUAUCUGCUGUCCUCCAUUGACAUGGGCAUCGGUAUGAUGAAGAUGUGCAAUGGAACUCCGAUCGAUUAUUUGACCUGGGGCAACCAUGAGGAUGAUAUCCCGCACAAGGAGGUCAUGAAAAGGGAGCGUGAGUACACUGGAGUUUGGAUCAACACCAACAUGCAGUCACACGAGUCCUUCAAGGACUCCACUUGUCAGGUGGCCCAGGAGGUGAUUCAAAUCGCGUCCCGCGACGGAACCAACAAGCGGAAAGUUGGCCUUAUGGGUGUUCUGAGCAAUUCGCCAAGCCUGUACCGGCCCGGCGCCUUCGGGGGCGCGAAGAUCGAAGACCCGUGGGAGACCAUGGCCACCUACAAGAAGAAGCUGGAGCCACCGGGAGUCCCGCACGUCGAGUCUGCUUGGAGGUCAACUUUCCGCUUGCAAGCCGCACAUCCAAAGCUACGACGUCAGCCAAGGCAAAAAAAGGCUUGCGACGUGGUGGUGCCCUUGUGCCACCUCUACGAGCCUCAGGACGAGAGGACUUGCAGAGAGUUCGACUUCCCCGUCAUUCUCAGCGGUCAUGACCAUCAUGUCGUUGACCGAAUGGUCGAGGGCACCCGGCUGCUGAAGCCGGGCCAGGACGGCAUCAAGGCCGUGAUUCUGGACCUGUCCUGGCCAAAUGCCGGUGCAAGCUCGCCCGUGAUUGAGUACGAGAUCGUCAACGUGUGCGAUUGGCCGCCGGACGAGGGCCUCAAAAAGGUUGCGGAAGAUGCUUACAAAGUAUUAGACCCACUGAGGAGGACAGAGCUGGCACGAGUACCGAGUUCAUACCGGCCACUGACCUCCGUGCAAUCCAGAGGUCAGAGAGUGUCCAUGGGUACCUUCCUGCUCUCACGGAUACGAGAUGCCCUGAACAUGGACAUGCCCUUGGGUGAGAAGUAUGUGGACUGUGCUUUGCUCAAGGGCGGCAACAUCCGCGGGGGGCGAGAGUACAGCGAUGAUGAUCACAUCAAUCUGGAGGUCCUCCAGACAGAGAUCGAAGAGGCGAAGCAGAUCCUGGUGAUCCCGGUGCCUGGCUCCGUACUGCGGGUGGGGCUGCGGGAGACCUUCGGGGCACCAAACCCUGGCUGGAUGCAGUACGACGACGAGGUGGAGCUGGACGAGGAAGGCUAUGUCGUACGCAUUGCCGGGGAGCCUUUGGACCCCAAGCGGAAGUACAAGGUGGCUAGCAUCGUGGACUUCUGGCGGAAGAGGGAUGCGCCCUCCAUAGGUCAGUACUUCGAGGACCACCCGGAGGAGCUUCCGGAGUUGGACGGGGGGAGGCCGGUCCAUUCCUUGCUGCUGAACUUCUUCGCGAUGCAGCUUUGGGCGAGGAUUUGGAAAGAGCUGGGCCUGAACAUUUGCAGCGGUGACGAGAACCUCUCGGCAGAGGCCUUCAAGGCGUUGGACGCCGAUGGGGACGGCACAGUGUCCAAGGCAGACCUGAAAUUGAGGCUUGCGAAGGUCUCGGGCUUUGAGAAUGUCUUCGAGGGCAUGGACGUCUUGGUGGACAACAUGUUAGGCGAGAUCGCCAAGUUCGGCGCGAAGGAUAAAGACAAGGGACUCAGUGAGGAGGCCUUGCAGGCCGCCGCCAAGCACUGGUCCAGCCGGAGUCUGGCAUCUUUGGUGGACUCAGACUCUGAGAGCGAGAAGGCUUAAGAGAAAGCGCCGAAUCGGCGCUUCGACCCGCUAAAAGGGGCAGAUUUUUCCGCUGGCCUAUCACCAAGCUUGGGCAGGCUGGGCAUAUGCAGGA